AGUGGAAGUGUUGGGGCGUAAGUAAGCCUCUGCUGAUAUCCCAUCAUCCCUUUGUUUACAUUUUCUCCUGCUAGCUUACCAACCUUUAAUUAGCGGUGCACCGAAAAUGGUGAUCAAUAUUGAAACUAUCCAGCCGAACAGAUGAAGUCAAAGGCCAGCUAAGGAAAACGAAGAUGUUAAUUUAUUUUCUGCGAGUGGAUGCAUCAGAAUAGAGGGGAGCUGGCCCACCCAUUCCAGCUUCUUUAUUACAACUGAGAACUUUAACAAAUGUUUUUUUUUUUCAUCUGCUCCUGAUUCAUCACGAUUUGAAUGAAAUAAGACCCAGAAACACAGAUUUAAUCUUAAAGUGAUGUAUUUAUGUCCUCCAUCUUGAGAAAAAGGCUGCAAGAACAUGUUAAAAACACAAAAAAGUACUUUUGAUUAUUUUUAUUGUUUAUUUGGUGCCUGUUUUUAAUCUAUUUUUUUCUCCUUUAGUUAUUCUGCUGAUUUUUUAUGCAAUAAAGCUCUUUUACUCAGUCAGUGACGUUAGCCACCUUGAUUUCAUGCAAUGUAGGGAGGAGCCAGUCAACAAGUUAAGCAAACUACAAUACCCACAAUUCCCUCCGUACGUCAACAGCAACAGCUAGGAUGUUGCGAUAUCGCUGGCAGCCAGAAAUUGCUGUGGUUGCAGAGAUUACACCGCUGGGUUGAAAUCUAAGUGUGAUGUUUUGCUCCAUGCCACAUUCUGCGGUGACAUAUUUGCAGUCGUAGCCGCGUGCUUUAGCUUCCUGUCGACUCGACGCCUGCUUGAACAGCCUCGCGCGUUUAAAAAAGAAAAAAAGAAAAAAGCGCUAGCCCACCAAAACCCGUUAUAUUGUAAACGGAAUAAAUAGCCACACGGUCAGCUAGCUAUGAGGAGGCAAACGGUCGCUUCAUUUUCCUGAGGAUGGGAAAACAUUCUCCGACAGCGCUAUCGCAGCAGUUCACCGUCGGGAAGACAACACUUGGAGACAUCAUCUUCGGAGGAUAACCUGGAUAACCUUACGCGAAAUGUCAUAGCACGUAAGUAGCUAGCAUUUAGCUAGCUGGCUGAUAGCUGGACGUGAUGGAGAUGGAGCCAGUGUUUUCAUCAGCGGCCGACCAUGAACAGCUGGAUGGCUAGCUAAAGAAAUACUUUCUCGGGAGAAGCUUUACCCUCCCGGGCGGUUUAAUUCACUUACAUAACGGCCAACCGCUCUCACCACCUGGCUUGCUUUGCAAGCAAAUGGAACAUUUUCCACCUCAGUCUUUCUUUCCUGAGAAACCAAUAUAUCCGCACAAGUUCUGCAACACCGAAUAUAGACUUUAGAGGUUCUGCCGUCUGACUGGCAACAAACAUCCCGGCUUCACUUUUUUGUGUGUGAAGCAAAUACUCCUUUUAUUUUUAUUUUUAUUGUGGCUUCGACGAUAUGAGGAAAUUCUUUGAUUCUCGUCGGGAAUUGGUGAGCUCGGGGCCCGGUUCUGGAGGAGGGGGCAGCAGCUCUGGAUCCAGCCAUGCUGGCGGGAAUUUCAUUGGUCGAGGCUUCACUGUCGGGCGGCACCAAGUCACUGUUGAGGAGAUCAUUGCUGAAGGUGGUUUUGCAAUUGUGUUCCUUGUGAAAACCAAUCAAGGAGUGCGUUGUGCACUAAAGAGGAUGUAUGUCAACAAUGAGCACGAUCUGCAGGUGUGCAAAUGUGAGAUCCAAAUCAUGAAAGACCUUGUUGGUCACAAGAAUAUUGUAGGUUAUCUGGACUCCAGCAUCACAGCUAUGGGAUCGAGGGAUGUAUGGGAGGUCCUCAUCCUAAUGGAUUACUGCAAAGGAGGGCAGGUGGUGAACUUGAUGAAUCAGAAACUGCAGACCGGGUUCACAGAGUCCGAGGUGCUGCAGAUCUUCUGCGACACCUGUGACGCCGUAUCCCGCUUGCACCAACGCAAGGUUCCCAUCGUCCACAGAGAUCUCAAGGUGGAGAAUAUCCUCCUGCACGACAAGGGUCAUUAUGUGCUGUGCGACUUUGGCAGCGCCACAAACAAGUUCCAGAACCCGCAGACGGAGGGAGUGGCUGCUGUGGAGGAAGAGAUCAAAAAGUAUACCACUUUAUCAUAUCGCGCCCCAGAAAUGGUGAAUCUCUACAACAACAAGAUCAUCACCACAAAGGCUGAUAUCUGGGCUCUGGGCUGUUUGCUGUACAAGUUGUGUUUCUUCACUCUCCCCUUUGGUGAAAGCCAGGUGGCCAUCUGUGAUGGCAGUUUCACCAUUCCAGAUAACUCCCGCUACUCUUAUGAUCUCCACUGCCUCAUUCGGUACAUGCUGGAGCCAGACCCAGACAAAAGGCCGGAUAUCUACCAGGUGUCCUACUUUGCUUUCAAACUUGCUCAGCGCACUUGUCCGGUUCAGAAUGUGAAGAACUCUCAGAUUCCUUCCAAACUUCCGGAGCCAGUCAAAGCCAGUGAGGCUGCUGCAGCAAAGAAGAGCCAGACAAAGCCCAGAUUGACAGACCCGAUCCCCACCACCGAAACCUCCAUCACCCCUCGCCAAAGGCCCAAAGCGGUGCACGCCCAGCCCGCCGCUGGCAUUCUACCCAUCCAGCCUGCUGCCCUCACCCCCCGCAAGCGCGCUAACAUCCCCGGUGGAGCGGCUUCUGGAGUCAGCCUGGACCUCUCCCAGCCAGCUGCAGCCCUCCAGUCUCAGAAGGCACAGACAUCAGCUCAGCCUUCCGUCCAGCCACAAAGCAAUGCAAGUCAGGCUGCAGCUUUGCAGAAGCAGCCAGGGUCAGCGCCAUCAGUAGCGGCCAAAGCCGAUUCCCCACUACAGACUCAGCCUGCAGCCCAGCAGCAGACUGCGCCCGCCUCAGCGGUCAGCUCCGCUUCCCAGCAGGGAGCGCAGCCUCCGUCCAGCCCGGCUCCGCCUCAGCGUCCGGCUCGCCGCAAGCAAGCUCAGCCGCUGGAAUCGCAGCCUUCCCCCAUCAAACCUGAGUCUGAUCAGUCAGCAGCAACUCAGCAGCAGCAGAUUAUUCAGCCAUCGGCUGCUCAGACUCAGCCCGCCUCCAGCGAGAUCAGCCAAAAAUCAGCUGAAACAAUUUCAUCUAUUACUCCAAAGACAUUUGAGGAACAGCAAGGUGAACCUCCUGCUACCACUACAGCAGCGGUCCCAGUCAGCGACGCCUCACAGGAGCUGCAAUCAGCUAACGGAGACACUGAUCUCAUUCAAUCUUUUAAACCUCAGCAGAGCACCGUGAAGCCGUUUCAGCCGGGUGACGUAGCGCAAGAGCCGAGCGCCGCAGCGACUUCUACUGCUGACGCUGGCGGUGCCUCCGACACUCCGACUCAGCCAGUAUGGAACCCGUUUGACGAUGACAACUUUUCCCAACUCAAGGCGGACGACAAAGACUCUCCUGAUGUGCUAUCAAAUAAUGAGGUGAAAUCAUCUGAAGAUCUGAUUCCAGGUCUACUGACCUCAGCUGUGGAAACUUCUCAGCAAACUGUUGAGAAGCCCCCUAUUCCGGAUUCAGAGGCCUCGCUGUUGGCCGUCCCUGAUGCUUUCCAUGCCCUCAACCUGUCAGAUGCUCCCGAGAAGCUGAUUGAAGGCCUAAAGUCACCGGACACGUCUUCACUCAUGCUUCCUGACCUGCUGUCGCUCUCUGAUCCUUUUGGAGGGUCUGUGGAAGAGUCUGCAAAAGACCCUCUCACUGCUGAAGACUCUCUUCUUGGCUGCUCCCUGAUCUCGGGUCUGCCCACCUCAGCUGCAGCAGGAAGCGCCCCUUCCGCUCUGUCCUCCGGUCCCACCUCUGCAGCUUCUGCUCUGGACGAUUUCAGCUUGUUGUCUGGAGAGUCGGCGUCCAAAACAGACUCGUCUCUUCUGAUCUUGGACUUUGAGUCUCAGCAGACCAGCGCAGAAGCCCCAACAGAGGACGAGUUUGAUCCUAUUCCCGUCACGGGCCGAAAGAAUUCCCAAGUUUCAGGAGGCCACUCGCGCAGUAACAGUGGUGGCUCUGAAUCCAGUCUGCCCAGCUUGGCCCGCUCCCUGCUGCUGGUGGACCAGCUCAUCGACUUGUAGGCCCCUCCCUCACCUCCCUGAUCCCCUCAUAGAGGCUGUAACACUGGAUAAUAGUCUGGCAUAGCAUAGCAACAAUCAACCCUGUCAUCAUUGCUAGUCGACCGCCCCCCCUCUGCUGUCAUCUCCAUUACAGUUCCAACCGUAGAACGCCCUUCACCUUUCAGCGCUUCUCCAUUCCUGCUCUCCACAUCAUCUCCUCGCCUCUCAUUUCCAUCUUCAUGCUCUCUCUCUCUGUCGUGGCCAUUCAUCACGUGUUGCUCAUUAGCAAGGGUUUGACAGAUUACUACCAUCAUCCAUUUAAGAAUUGAAUCUUUCUGCCAGUCAGGAAAUAUUCUGUAGUUCAUUCCAACCAAACUGCAUCAUGUCUUAUAGUAAGCAUUAGAAAAUCAUUAUUGUAAUGUAAAAUAGGCAUAGCUGUAAGUGGUUGUAGUUCUUGUGCACAAGUGAACUCGUCAUCGUCCGGCUUUUUACCCCUCUCCCCGGGUUUAUUUUGCACAUUUUUAUAAAGGAGAAAAAAAAGAUGGGAUUAAGAGCAGAACUCUGACUUCACUGAUUUGCACAGAUGCAUUUUGCUACCUAUGUCACAGCUGUAUGAUGGAGGAUCCUCCUUCAGUUCAAGCUACUGUUGAUUUGAUUGAAAAAAAAAGCAUCAAGUUUAGUCCCAACAUGAGGCAGGACAGCUAUGAAAGAUUGAUGCUUUAGUGCCAUAAUGUGAUCGGAACAGGCGUAUUUAAAAAAGCUCCAGAGAUGCAGUGCAAGACACAGAACCUGAGCUUUUAAAGCCACGACUCGUCCUCAUACGCAGCUCCUCUGAGCUUUUAUUCAUUUAGUUUUAUCACUUAAAACAAGAAGAGCAGCUUGUUUCAUUGCCUAAAUGCAUGAAGCUGUGAUACAAUCUGAGGAUUAAGCUGCAUUAGGAAACACUAGCAAACAAUAGCAGUAAGAUCUAGGCUAAUAAUUUCUAUAAAGACCAUCUUGCCAACACAUUAACAGUCAUUCCACGUUGUGCACGCCCCCCCUUACAAAGCAUUCCUCUCAUUUCUUUACCCCUAAUUGAUGUAAAUAGACAUUUGACUCCUGCAGACUCUUAUCCAGACCGUAAAAAUUCUAUUGUCAUAAAGCUUUACUUGUGGAAGACAUAUUGCUUUAUUUGUGAAUCGUGUCAUAUAAAUGUAUAUAAAGAUAUUUAUGGCAUUGUUUUCCUUGUUAAUACAUGUUAAUAUAGAUAGAGUGUGAGAAAAUGAAUGUAAGAAAUAAAUAUUAGUCUAUAAUAAAAUCUAUCUAUGAUUCUAAACAUCAUAAUCAUUCUAGGAUAUUGGAGAAUAUAUGAAUAUUUCAUUCCUCCUUGUGGAUUUUUCUUUUUUUUUCUGAGUUCUAUUGAAAUGUCAGAAAAUGAAAAAAAAAAAAGUAUAAAUGAUGUCCUAGUCUUUAACUGUUGUGAAGGAUUAGGCCGAAUCCCUUAUUCUACAUCUGUGAAAAAAAAGGAAAUGAGCCUGUGUUACUUUUGUUUACAUGGACUUAUGAAGGAUUAUAUUUAUAUUCAGAAAAGUCUUCUUUAAGGGAGGAGUUAGGCUUAGGAAUUUAGUCCAUUGAAUUUGUGCUUUUGAAGCUUUCUUUCUUUCUUUCUUUCUUUUGCUCAUUUUCUGUGCUCACAGGAUUCAUAUCAAAAAGCAUGGCAGUGUUGUUGAAUGUUGCGUUUACGUGUGCCGGUAAAACGAUGUUCGGAGUGUGCGUGCCCGUGAGCGUGCUUCGAGUUUGAAUUGUGGGGUUGUGUUUUCCAGUAGCAUACUCGUGUUUGUUGUUUUGCCGCAAAAUGCGACGACGUGAACUAGAGUUGUCGGUAAAAAUCUCCUCUAAAAAGCACAGACCUCUCCUCCCUCCUUCCCUAAUUCUCUCAGGUAGUCUCUGAGAGGUGGACACUGACGUUCUGCUCCCCGUCUCUCCGUCCUUUAGACAUCAUGCUUUUAAAGUCACCCACUUUCAUGCGCGAGGGGCUCUGGGACUUGAUGAUCACACGGCAUUAGCUGCUGAGGGUCAGGAAAGGGAUCGACUCCAGUCAACGUUACACAGUUAGAUGUUUCUGUAGGGUCAAACAGAGGUAAACCUGCAUGAUUAGAUCAUACUUUUGGUUAGUUUAUUUUGUUUACAAGAAAAAAAUAAAGUGUUCUUUUUGAUCAACAAAUCUUAUCAAGAUUUAUAAUUUUGAAACUAUGAUAAGUAAAAAGUAUUGCAUCUAAGUGUAGCAGUUAAUUGUUUAAAAUAUAUAUCUAUUUUAAAGUACAUGAUCAAGGAAGUGUGCCAAAUGCAUGGAUUGCACCUAUUAUUCACCUUUUUGUUCUUUUGGAAUCACUUCCUUAAUUUGUGAUUUGUUCAGUCUUAAUUUCAAGCUUAAUUGCAUUUUUUUGGGUAUUUAGCAAAAGAAGCCAUUUUUUAUCAGUUGCACGGUCGCUCGCAAAAUACCGAGCUUCAUUUGCUUCUGAUCCUUCCUCUGAACCCCCCACAAUCACUCACAGUCACUGUUUGAACCUAUGCAACGCCAGAGCUUUCUCCCUGUAACCGCCUGUACGCAGUUGUAGUCAGUAAAGCCAAGCCAGAGCUGAUGUGAAAAAUGGUAGCCCCUCAUUUUUUUUUUUUUUUUUCCUGCCAAAAGAGAAAACUGUCGGUUAUCUGAUCUUAAUGAGUGUUUUCAGACGCCUUCUGUCAUUAUGGCCCAACCCUGCGUCAGAAAUGUGAUAUUGUGUGCUCCUUCUAUUUUUGUGAGAUGACUUAAGAGUAAUAAAGGGAUGGCAAAUAAAGUACAAAUGUGAAUGUU
Oryzias melastigma (Indian medaka) is the source of this 6864-nucleotide messenger RNA. RefSeq names its product AP2-associated protein kinase 1. Lineage: Eukaryota; Metazoa; Chordata; Actinopteri; Beloniformes; Adrianichthyidae. Gene Ontology annotation, biological process: protein phosphorylation. The record is from RefSeq and is a predicted model, not a curated record. The coding region runs from base 1428 to 4052 and encodes 874 amino acids. The transcript is spliced from 20 exons. Gene Ontology annotation, molecular function: protein kinase activity; ATP binding.